This is a messenger RNA of Corythoichthys intestinalis (scribbled pipefish), 11881 nucleotides long. RefSeq names its product peripheral-type benzodiazepine receptor-associated protein 1. Lineage: Eukaryota; Metazoa; Chordata; Actinopteri; Syngnathiformes; Syngnathidae. The record is from RefSeq and is a predicted model, not a curated record. Gene Ontology annotation, molecular function: protein binding. The transcript has 35 exons. Bases 273 to 6953 code for a protein of 2226 amino acids.
GACCGUCCUGUCACUCAGUCGGGUGACAUAUUCCUUACGGAUAAACAAACCCUCUGUCCCAUGGCUCCAAGGAUCUCUGGGAGCUAACGGUGUCACAGUUUCGCGUAGUUUUAAUGUUCACAAAUAGGUGAUUGGGGUCCAUUACGUUUCAAUCCGCUAUGAGUGGCCUGGUCUGACAACUGCAUGCUGCAUGUCUGACAAGCUGUCCAUCAACCAACCUCAUUCAUAUCAGCUUGCGAUCCACUAUAAAGAGAUGACAGUAUCAUCUUUGCAUGCUCGGCUGUGACUGUGGCACAAUGAAAAAAGACGGAGAUAACUCUUUGGUAUUGUCGUCUAAGAAACCUCAUCUAGCCAAGACCAACAAUGGACUGGAGCUGGAAACAUUACGUGCUGCUGUGGAAGUAGAGGAGGAGCAAACAGACCAGACCAUCCCUGUGGAGCUAAGGCACCUACAGGAACCGCUGAAGUCUGUUAGGCAAGUGACUUCAAGACAUGUGUGCCAAAAAAAGAGACACUCCAGCAGUCAGCGGUGUCCCUUUAAUGGCAGUACCAUUGAUACGUUCAGCUCCGCACGCAAAACACAAAAAAAUCUGGAGCAGCUGUUGCUGAUGUUGUCUGGAAAGCUAAAUAGUGAGCAGGAAGUCUCUAAAUUACAAAGGCAAGAAUUGGAGCUAGAAAAAGCCGUCAUACUGUGCCACCUGUUAGAAACCCACCAAGAUUUUUUGCACAAAAGACAAAUUGCAAGACAUUUAACCCAAAAUAGCAGCAGCAUCAGUCAGAUCGUGCCUCAGUUGACCCACUCUAGGACCUCGCAGCGUGGAUCCAAAACUGCCUCUUGUUCAUCCCAAAAGAAAACCAAACCGGACCAUUCGAUACAACAGUCAGCAAGCAAUGACUUGUUGGGAGUGGACGCCUGUACUGCAAGUGUGGAAGUGGACACCUGUUGGAGCAGUGCUCUAAAAAUCUGUCACCCUCAUAACACUCCCCAUGCACAGUGCAACGACCAGCUAUCCUACCACACACAGUCCACUGGGUCAGACGAGUCCCCUCCCUUCAAAUGUGUGGACACAAACAUGGAGAAUGGUGCAGACUACCGGUUUCUGGUACGACAGAACUUUGAACUCUUGCGAGCUCUGGAUGAGCUUAAGAAGACAUGCAACAUACUGAGGGAGGAAAAUUGCCUAUUGCGAAGGAGCAGUGCUCCAGAAACAGAGGAGAAGGUCAGGCGGCUGAGGAGGAAGAACACCGAAUUGGCGGUGCUUGCCAAAAGGCUAGAAGAGAGGGCCCGGAAAUUACAGGAUGCUAACCUCAAAAUGGUGAGUUCUUCCUCACUGAUCAGACCCGGAUCAGUGGAACAGUACAAGAGGGCUUUUGCACGACAGCGAGCACGUGACCUGGCCCAACAUGCGGACGCACUAUUGUGCAAGGAUAAGGAGAUCGCUGCACUGCAGCAUGACUUGAGGGAACUGGAGGCACGACUGGGCUCUGCCAAAGGUUCCCCUGUGCAGCAGGACAGAGUGGAAUUUGAGAAACUUCUCCGGGAGUCUCAGAGAGAAGUUCUUCGGCUCCAAAGGCAGCUGGCCAUCACCUCAACCGGGCAGCACCAAAACCACAAUCCUGAUCCUGGUGGUCCAGAGAAGGCACUUGCUAAGGUGGAGGUUGUGCAAGAGGAGGUUGUACGAGAGACCCCGCGUGUGCCAUUAGAUGAAUCUCUAUCGACGUGUGAGAGGACUCCUGGAGAGGAGGAGGAGGAGUCGGGCCUGCCAGUGACGCCCCACGUGGGCCUCGGCCUCACCCCCUCCCAUCAGGACAAAAAUUCAGAGAAGAAUCUUCAGUAUCUGGAGAGUGAGCUGACAAAGAAGAGAAAAGAAUGUGAACAUUGUGAGCAUGAAGCAAAGAAGCGGCAGAAAAAAUGCCUUGAUUUGGAAAGCCAGCUUGAGGAUGAGAAAAGCAAAAAUGAGAAAUUAAAGGAGGAGGCAGAUCUCCUCAGGAGGAAGGCACAGCUGCUCGACCAGACUCGAGUUGAGAAUGAGGAGUUGAGGGAAGAACUCUCUAAAGUGACCGCUCAACACAAUUCAGUUCUCGAGGAGAACCAGAGACUCUGUGCCAAACUGGAGAACUUAGAGCAGGUCCUAAAGCAUAUGCGAGAGGUCGCUGAGCGAAGGCAGCAGUUAGAAUUGGAACAUGAGCAGGCUCUGGCUAUCCUUAAGUUCAAGCAAGAUGAAAUCAAACGGUUACAGCGGGCUCAAUUGUUUGCCAAGAGGGAGCAUGAAGGCGUGGUCCAGAUGUUGGAGGAGUUGACUCAGCUUGUGUUGCGGAGGGAGCUGAGUACGCUGGAUUGCAUGCAGUCGAAGGUGCGAGAUCUGGAGGAGAAGUGUCGUAGCCAGAGUGAACAGUUUGGCUUGUUGUCCCGAGAGUUGGAGAAGUUCCGACUGCAGGCCUCCAAGACGGACCUUGCUGGCGCCGGCCUUCUUAACCACCCCAGCCUCUCUGUUUUGACAAAUGGAGUGGGCCUGUCUACAGAGCGAGACUGCACAGAUGGCUCAUGGGAUAUGGAGUCUCUGAGUGAAAUAGCCUUCUGGAGUCUCGAGGGAGGUGACACUCUCUCAUGCCCUGAGGAUGUGGCUGCUGCACUACGUUUGGGGACCACUCCUCAUGCCGCAGGGCUCUCCAGGGUGGAGCGUUCGCCGAUCACCAAGCAUCGAGAACUUCCCACAAUUAGUGUCAGCAAGUCAUCCUCCAGCAAGUCUGAGACCGCAAACAUCACCCCGAAGUCAGACACCCACCUUAGUCCGCACAAAUCAAGCCCAACUCAUGAGGUGGACACAGCCAGUGAGGUGGAGGAGCUGGAUGUUGACAUGGCCCCUGCACCUUACGCUGCCAGCAGAGGAGCGUCAAAACUCCAGGUUUUUAUUGCACGAUACAGCUAUAAUCCUUAUGAUGGCCCCAAUGAUAACCCUGAAAUGGAGCUACCACUCACUGCUGGAGAGUACAUCUAUGUGUAUGGAGGCAUGGAUGAUGACGGCUUCUAUGAAGGCGAGUUGGUAGAUGGAAGGAGAGGGCUGGUCCCCUCUAAUUUUGUGGAACGCGUAUCGGACGAUGAUGUCAUGGGUACUCAUCCACCAGAAAUUGGUGACGUUACCCACAACUCCUUGCUAGACAGUAGUUUGCACAGUGCCAGCCACCAGCAUCACCUCCACACAAGUGUCCGCGCCUCAGAUAGGAUAGAGGCCUCUUCUAUCUCUGGCCCUGCCUCAGCCUCUUCCAAUUCGGCCUUGGCUGUCCCAGCCCCCCUCACCAAUGGCCUGGACUUGGAUUUGGAGGAGGUGGGAGUGGACACUGUGCCUUACCCACGUAGGCUUACCCUCAUCAAGCAGCUCGCCAAGAGCAUCAUCAUCAGCUGGGACCCUCCGUUGGUGCCCGCUGGGUGGGGCAAUGUGUGGAGUUAUAAUGUGUACGUGGACCAGGAGCUUCGGCUUAACGUGCCCUUCGGUGCCCAAACCAAGGCAGUACUUGAGAGGCUGGACAUCAACCUCAAGGCCUAUCGGGUAUCUGUACAGAGCCUGACUGAAAAGGGCCUCUCGGACCAGCUCCGCUGCAGUAUGCUCAUUGGUAGGGAUGUUUGUGUGGCCCCUACACAGCUGCGUGUGGACAGGGUCACCGCCACCUCUGCCAACCUGUCUUGGCUACCCAGUAACAGCAACUACGUGCACAUUGUGUCCUUGAACGAGAAGGAAUGUGAGCUGGUCAAGGCUGGCUGCUAUUCGCUGUGCCUCAAUAACCUCUUACCCAGCCUGCAGUACACGGUCAAAGUGGAGGCGCGCCCACACCGUACGCCUUGGGAGUUACCCGCGGAGCGACGAGAACGCAGAAGUGCCAGUAUCAACUUCAGCACACAUACAGCAGUUUCAUGCCCACAGUCUGGAAACACAGGCCCUCCUGAUGCUCCACUUGACGUACAGUUGGACCACGGUCCUUCACCGGGUAUUGCCCUCGUCAGCUGGCUGCCGGUCACUAUCGAUUGCACUGGAACCUCCAAUGGAGUGCGUGUUACAGGAUACACGAUAUAUGCAGAUAAGAAAAAGGUGCUGGAGGUGUCUUCUCCAACAGCUGGUAGUGCUUUGCUGGGCCCCUCUCAGAUCCAGUCCCUCCAGGCAGCUGAGGAGCUCACUGUUCGCACCAUGUCUGUACACGGGGAGUCUUGUGACUCUUUUCCAGUCAACGUCCCCUCUAAGAUAGCUGCUAUUAUGGCCGGGCCAGUCGCAACCGCCCCAGUAGUGCCACCCCUCUCGUGCAAGCCCGUAGGGCCUACCGACCUGUCUUCGUUGCUUACUUUCGGAAACUCUGCUGCCAAAGUCUCCGCGCUGCCCUGCCCGUCACCUCAAGAGAGACAAAUUUCUGGCCUCGCGGUGGAGUCUGCCAACAUCUGUCCUGUCCCGCACUCAGAAGUGUCAUCCGCCUCAUUUGUAAAAGCCUGGGCCGACCCGACGUCUGCUCUCACGGAUACGUGUGAGGCUACAGUACCUGUGACAAAACUCACCACCCCAGUGAUUAACGUGACAUCCCCUACUUCAUCGGCUCCUCAAGCGCCUCCUGUAUUAGCAUCCACACAGACACCAGAGGUGGUGCCAGCGGUCACUUUGGACCCACGCAGAGAUGCAGACAGCCCUGGAACUAUACGUCCCUUUCCAUCCAUAACGGAGUUCAUUGAGGAUCCCUGUGCCAAACUAGGAACGCCGGAGCGUAUCCCCACACCUCCCAAAGCUCCUAUCACUGACCUUCUUAACCCUCUGGACACAUUAGUCCUGCGACCUCCCAGUACGUCUCCACUGGACUCUGAGGUUGAGGAGGAACAAGAGAACAAGCGCUUAGUGUCAAUCGAGGAGUUUUUGAGACAAGACCAGGAUCCAGUUUACACAAGGACGCAACAGAGCUAUGAAAGAGGUUUGGUCGAGCCACCCAGUGACUACCUAGCUGACAACAGCCGCUCAGACCUUUCUGACAUCCUAGAAGAAGAAGAAGAGGAACUUUACUCUGAUCAGCUUGUUGAUGCGCCCGCCAGGGGAUACACAGUUACAGCCAGCAGGUUAACCAAAUCGGAGCCAUCAGACAGCGAUGAAGAUGUUCUUGAGAGGAUCCUCAAGUUACCCCCUCAGGCGUUCCGCAGCAAGCAGCUGUUCAGUAUUCCUGAGGUGACUGAAGAAGAGGAUGGUGGUCGAAAAGAGCCUUUACCUCACCACGUACAGAUUCAAAUGCGACCCAGCCACCUUCAUGCCAGUGAUGCAGAACACCUUGCUCCCACUCCACAGUGUCACCGCCAUUCACAUGUUCCCCCUCAGCACCACCACUUCAAUAGAUCCCUCACCAGGCAAGGACCCUUACAGGUCAAGCCCAAGAUGCAUCACAGAGUCCACUAUUUAGAUACAAUCGACACCAUCGGUCAUCCCAGUGAAAAAGAAGUGCGUUUAUGCGAAGAUCUGACCGACAGGCGAGUAUCGGUCCGAUGUCCUCCGCAGUGUGCCCCCAACAAAGACAGAGCGUUACUCAGAGGGUUAGGGGACCGCCUUAGGAGGGAGGCCAUGCUCCGGAGUCAGAAGGCUGCAGCGACAGCAGCUAACCCAGCCCAUGGUCCUACCCCGCCAAGACCCUACCCAGUCAGUAAAACAGUACACACCGUGAGGUCACCCAUAAGUCGUGGGAUGGAGAUCGAUGUGGAGUACGGCACGGAUGACAAUGAGGAAACGGACGUGUGUGCUUCUGGCGAGGUGGUGCUGGAACAGAUGAGCUCAGAGUGGUGGAUCGAGGGGGCGGAAAUGAAGCACCGAGGACCUUCUUACCGCCAAGGAACAAUGACUGAGUCCUUGGAGCCCACUGUACUACCAAACUCCGGGGCAGGUCCAUCAUGGGGUCAAGACUCUGAACUCUCCUCUAAAUCGAUUGGUUUACAAAGCAGGCAGUUCAAAGGUUCUUUUGAAUCACCAAAGACGAAAGAUGACGCUGAAUUCCGAAUCUUCGUGGCCCUCUUCCCUUAUGACCCUGCCACCAUGUCACCCAACCCGGACGCUGCCGAGGAGGAACUGCCUUUUCGAGAGGGACAGAUCAUUAGAGUUUACGGGGAUAAAGAUUCAGAUGGGUUCUACAGAGGGGAAUCUGGUGGUCGUUUGGGCUAUGUGCCUUGCAACAUGGUGUCUGAGAUCCAGGUGGAAGAUGAAGAAACCCGGCAGGAGCUUCUGCAGCAGGGCUUCUUAACGACACCACCAUCUAUUGAGAAGAUAGGCACUCGCACAUACGCACAGCUUCCACGCCGCCCCGUUCCACCACCGAAACCGAGACGAUCCAAGAAAGUAGAGUCUGCAGCACUCUGGGAGGAGAGCAUAGACUCCUCCAGUCAAGAUCCAAGCGUGGCAGCUGCUGAAAAUGCAGCAAACCCCGACCCAAAAUCUCGUCGGAUGGUCGCCAUCUUUGAUUAUGAUCCACGAGAGAGCUCCCCGAAUACUGAUAUUGAGGCUGAGUUGACCUUUAGCGCUGGGGACAUCAUCCAUGUGAUUGGCGACAUGGACGAGGAUGGCUUUUUCUAUGCUGAAUUGAACGGACAACGAGGCUUAGUACCCUCCAACUUCCUGCAGGCUUUACCGGAAGAUCCUCCAGCCGAUCUUGUCUCAGCUCAGGCAGCACCAGAACACAAGAAGGAAUCACAGGGAAGCUCUUCUAUCGAGCUUGAGGAUCCAGGUCCGUCAACAAGCCAGAAUACUCUGCUGCCACAAACAGAACCCAACCUAACGGAGCGUUCAGAACCACUACCAGAUCUGCAACUGCCCGCAAACACCACAUCAGACCCGGUUCCAGGCCCAGCUCCAGUGAAUGCCUGCUCUGCACAAAGCAAGAAGAAGAAAGGCUUCUUCUCCAAAGGCAAGAAACUAUUCAAAAGGUUUGGCUCCAGCAAGAAAGAAUGAAAGGCAGGACCUCAAACUUGAUGCUUUUUUUUUUUUUUUUUUUUUUUUUUUUUUUUUAAAUGAAGCACUUUUUCUCAUUAGAGGCUGUCAGAGCUAAAAACUGUCGCUAAUUGUACAUUUGCCUUAGAACACUGUUAGACAAGUUGGGAGCAACAGUCAUGAUUGACGUCCAAUCACACUGCUCAUUUCAUCCUUCUGCUGUGUAUUUACUGUAAAUGAGUUUGUCACAAGUAGACGUCCAAUCAAUUUGAACUGGGAGGUUGGCAGUGAAUAAAUGUUUGUUCAUACAUUGCCUGGCCUCCCAAAUAGUGUUAUAUGAUGAAUCAGGUCAAAACGAUGUAAAACUUUCGAUAUGUUACAUGUCUAUCGUUUUUAUCGCCAUAAAUAGACCGGUUUCCUAAACGCACAUUUUGGUCAGCAGACGGUACCCAAUUUGAGCUGAGUUGCUGCAGUUAUGGGAUUCCAUAUGCCAUAGUAGUACCACUAAUCAGACUCAAGAUGUCACCCUCUAUAGUUGUUGGCUUCCCCUGCUAACCGUACGUGAAUAAUGCAUGCGAGACAAUUGAAAAUAACAACAUAAUCCACACGGAACACAGGCAACACAAUUCGUUCCAGUAUUAAUAUUAAUUUAUUAUUAUUCUGGUUGUACCUGGGUUACGAACAAGUUCUGUUCCUACGCUAGCGACCUAACCAGAAUUUCAGUGUAAAUUGGAAUCAACCAUUUAUGUACCCCUAAAUACUCCCAAAAUCUUCAAAAUAACUAGCCAAAAUCAUGUAUUAUAAGUCAUAUUAAUAAAAUAAAGUAAAAAGUAACAUGCUGUACUUACCAUCAAUGCUAAGAGGUGGCUGGACGAGAAACUAGCCCCUUUCAGACAUUCGCUGAACUCCGGUUAAGACCCAGGAUUCUGGGUAGCCAUUAUGUCCGUAAGCAAUUUUCCAGGUCGACUGACACGGACAGACCCAGGAUUCUGGGUAGCCAUUAUGUCCGUAAGCAAUUUUCCAGGUCGACUGACACGGACAUUAACCGGGUCGCGUCCUAGUACAACGUUCGGGACUUAACCGAGACGCAAAAGCAGCCGGUUAUGUCCCGGGUCACAGCGCAAAGGCUAAUGAUGAAGGCUGAUGACAUAAAUAUCCUGCCGGGCCGAUCGUUAUUUCCUUUUCCUUCGCAAUAAGAUGAAAAACGGUAAACAAACAUCACAAUUAUCAAUAUGGCAAAAUUAAAGUGGAAACAUGCUAAAAUUAAAUUGCUACUGGAUCUUGGAGCCGAGUAAGAGGAGAUAAUGCCGACCAAAAAUGACGUAAUGUCCAGGUUAUAAAAUCCCGAUCCCCGCACGGAGAGCGGCGAGUCUGGAAGUGUUCAACCUGGGUAAUUCCCAGUUCAUCUCCCCAUGUCUGAAAGCCAUCACACGGGAAUUAAGCGGGAUAUAAGUCUGGAAGAGGUUACUGUUACGUGACAAAGAUAAAUAAAUGACUGGAGACAAAAUGGGGGACGAGACUCCGGUGUCGUCAAGUCGAAAUCACGUCGGGUAUGUCGUAACUCGGGGACUACCUGUAUACGGCAGUCUUAAAAAUCAAAACUACUUGUAACAAGUAUUACAUACUUUUAAGUAAAAUAUAAUGUAUAUCUUGGCACAUCGAUAUUGUGAUAUAAUAUGGACCAUACCGUGAUAAAUUCUUUCCCCAUAUUGCACAGCACUAAUUAAAAAGAUGAAAAGAGCCACGACUGGACGUCUACCAUCGUCAGUGGCACUGAAAUAUUUAAUACAUUCUCAUUGAAAAAGUAUAAUAAUGGAAGAUAGUGUGCAUGCGUGUGUACGUGUGUGUGCGCGCUUUUGAAAGAAAAUGCCUUUCUGAAGAAAAUCUUUAAGUUGUCACCACUGGCCAGAGUGUAGGUGUAUUUAGGAUGCAAUAAUAGAAGACCAGAAUGGUGUUUUCAGAAGACUUUUGAGGGAUUUAUAUAAAGGUAAAAAUACAUCACUUUUUGGGUAUUGUAGGCCACACUUGUAUAGCAAAUGUUACCUCACUGUGUCCCAUUGACGGCGAUAGAUGUCCAAUUGUGUGGCUCUUUUCGUCCUUCAGUUGUGAAUUUAAAUGAGUUUGAUGAAUGAGAAUGGGUUUCAUAGUGUAAUGUGAAGAUUAAAUCUCGUCAAAAUGAGUUUACCAAUAGUAAACGUCCUGUCCAUUUGAAGUGGGUGGGUGGUAUCGAAUGAACGUUUGUUGCUUCACUCGCUGCCACCUCUCCCAAUUGAAACACACUGGAUGUUUAUCGCCGUCAUUGGCAGCCAAUGAGUUAAUAUUGACCCAAAAUGUGAUGUCUAUGUACUGUAUGUGUACACCAGGCGUUAUAGGGUUAGGGUUGUUUUUAAUUAUCAAAAAUAGUCAAUUGCUCUAUACAGGCUGAUAAAAUUUUAAAAUUUUUAUCAAAAGUAACACAUGGACUUCACUAUCAGUUGACGAGACAGCUCCGACAGACAUUGCGCCAUGGCUUCCCGUAGGGGGCCGGGCCAGGCAUAGCGUCGUGGCAGCUUUUACUGUGAUAAACUCACAGCUUUUAACCAAUAAUCUGGACUGUUUUUGUGGGAUUUACGCAUUUACAAGAAUCUUCAAUUUAAAAAGCUUUUUGUUUCGUGACGGCCGCCAUGUAGGAUUACACAAUACCGUAACUUUUGCUUGAACUAUUUACAUGAAAUGAACGAUAACUGCCCGUUUUUUGCUUAACACCAAGAAUCUAGACUGUUUUACGUUCAUAUCUAUAGAAAUUCCGCAAUGUAAGCAUUUAUUUACAAGAAUUUUCAACUUAAAAAGCUUUGUUUUGUGACGGCCUCCAUGUUGGAUUACACAAUAUCGUAACUUUGACUUGAAAUAUUUACGUAAAAUGAACGAUAACUGCCCGUUUUUUGCUUAACACCAAGAAUCUUGACUGUUAUAUGUUCAUAUCUAUAGAAAUUCUGCAAUGUAAGCAUUUAUUUACAAGAAUUUUCAACUUAAAAAGCUCUGUUUUGUGACGGCCGCUAUGUUGGAUUUUGUAUCUCUACAAAAUAGUGAAAUUCAACCUAAAUUAGUUGCGAUUGUAUAUAGAAAAAUGCCAAAUUUGCUUUUGUUGAGUAAAAGUAGGAUGAUUCUGCAUGCUUUCCUCAAAUAUUCUGUAAAGUUUCUGAUGUGAAAAUUGAGUGAUUUAUUAGCGGUUGAAAACUUGCACUAAAUUAAAAACUAAGUUGCUAUUUUGGACAAAAACUUAAAUGAGGUGUUAAAUAUUGCUGUUGAUCCUGAAAAUAUCUGUGAUUAUCCCUGCAUUUGGUGAUUUUUGAGCAUUUAGUGUAAAAUUUUAGAAUUUUAUAGCCAUUUUAAGUUUUGUUAUAUAUUACUUAAACAAAAAAUUAUUAAUCAGGGUUUUAUCGGAGACAACUUUGAAUUUUUUUUUUUUUAAUCUCUGCUCAUGGAGACUCAUAUAUGCCUAAGGGAGAUGCCUGUUUUGGAUUUAGGUCGCUAGAGGCUUUGGUUUUGAGAAUAUUUUAAUUUUAAGUUUUUGAAAAUAGGCCCCCUACGGAUCGGCCCUGAGCCCUGUUUCCCGUCAACUGAUAGUGAAGUCUAUGAGUAAUGUACUUAAAGUGCAAAACUUAUUUUCUCUUUCCUUAUUUAUCCUGUCAGCCCCCAAAUACCAAGCAAUAACUAUAAAAAAAAACUCACAUGGAAUAAUCGUUUGAAUAAUUGGUUGCUCGAUUUCCUUUUUGGCAAAAAAAAAAAAAAAAAACAACAUAAAAAAGUUUUUUUUUUUUUUUUUCGGAAUUAAGAAAAACUUAAUAAUUCAUGAAAAUGUACCACUCAGGUCUGUGCUGAUUGGCCUCAACUAUAUCUUGAGGUGGGUGUGUGACAUGUUAAGCUGUUAUAUGUGAUCCAGUCCAGUGUGACUGAAGUUGUCAGCAUAAAUGUUCACACUAAAGCAUGAUCACUUCUGUUUCAGUUGGAGAAAAAUAGCAGUCCACUACGUAUUGUUCCGAGGCUUGUGGAUGCUGUGUGAAUUGUGUUGUACUUUGUGCACGAAGUGCAGUACAAGGAAAUGUGUGAGCUUGUAACAGCGCCCGCAGUUCUUCCUGUUGGUAACUUCUCAGGUUCUUUGUAGCUGAGCAGCCCUCCAAACCCCCCAUUAAGAAAUAGAAAAAGUGAAGAAAAUGCCAAAUGCUUGAGGUGCUUAUACUUUCCUGAUAAGCGGCAAAGGGGGAGAGUCUGUUCAAGUUCAUGUCGUGUUAGUUACUUAACCUAGUUGAGUAGUUAAGCAAUUAGUCAGAGGGUGCAUGACGAUGCCAAGACUGUAAAUGGGUGAGGGAUCGUUGUCAUCAUUUGAACGCUUUAUUUUGUAAAAUAGCCGACAUGCAGGCAAGGCUGCGAUCAUUUUUUUUAGAGGACAGAUUUGUUUCUGAAGUGUAUAAAAACAUAUUUCUGCUGUUGUAUUUUCGGCCUUGAACGCACAAGUAUUAUCUCUCCUGCACUGCUCCCACUCUACAUAAAACCCACAUACACGUAGUUAACAGUAUUUAGCCUUACAAGAAGACAUGGUUUAGUCUUACUAUGGUGUUUACAAGAUGUUUGAUUGCAUGAAACCAAUAUUAUGCCCAUAUUCUGCCUUAUUUAUUUGUUUUCUUUGACUUGUAGAUUGCUGAAAUGCAGUGUAAAGAUAGUUGGAGGAGUUGUGUAUAUAAUGAACAGUGUUUGAUCUUUUUCCUGAAUUUAUAUUGUAAAAUUGGUUUUAUAUCACAUUAUAAAAAUGUUUUAUUACCUAUUUGAAGCUCAUCUGUACAUAUAUUCUUUUGCAUGUUCAUGCAGUGUUGAUGCGAUAAAGGCGUGGUAUGCAAUAUUAUUUAAAACAUGAGUCUUUUUACAUGAAAUAAAGUAUGUAUAUUUUCACAUUAAACCACAGAGCAUGUGAG